Pocillopora meandrina is the source of this 3387-nucleotide messenger RNA. NCBI's taxonomy places the organism in Eukaryota, Metazoa, Cnidaria, Anthozoa, Scleractinia, Pocilloporidae. The record is from the annotation of a GenBank genome assembly.
AUGGCUGACAAUUACAAACAAGUGAAAUCUGGGCGUUUAAAACUUAAAGGAUUAGACGAUAGCUUACGGAAAAAGAAGCACAAGAAGAAGAAGAGGGAAAGAGAGGAAGAGGAGCCAACAGAUGUUGAUGCGCUCCGUCAUGGAGGUUGGAGAAAAGUGGAAAACUUUCGUGAAGUUAGCGGUAACAUUGCACUGCAAACUUUCCAGACAACCUAUAUCGAGGCACUUAACACUGGAUUGUUCACAGUUGGUGAACUGAGAGAUGAUGGUGAAAAUUCGCCGGCACCUGUUGAAGUGUUUACAGCUGUUCCACUUUCCGAGAAAAAUAUUGCCUUAAAAUCGGGUUAUGGUAAGAAAUGAUUUAACCUUUUUAAUUUUGUAAGCUUACCAGUUACGACAUUACAGCUUAGGGGUACUUGGCUCAUAGGUACUUGUUCUUGUUUAAAUGAUACGAUUUCAGCUCACAAUGCUUUCAGCCAACUUUUACUUUUGUUAAGCUCUACUUGAGACCUUCAACUGUUUAUUUUUCUAUCUUUUUAAACCAAUCUGAGAUUUUUAUUUAUUUGUCUUUUGUUGUCUCAAGUUAAAAAUAUUACGACAUAACAUAUUUAUACAUGUACAUUUAUGCAUGUAACGGUAGCAAAUCACGUGUGAAAUUUAAUUUUGGUUGAAAUUUACAGGUUGUGAGUAUCUGAGCUGGCAACAACGUUUUGCUCUUGAUAGAUUUUCAAUACCUUUGUUAUGGCAAUAAUUAAUUAUUUAACAAUGUUUAUGUUAAUUAAAUAAUUAUUUUCUUCAUCAUUUCAUAACAUUCAUUGUUACAAACAUGCCUACUUGAUUUUUAUGUGCUUAUGUGUACUUCUUUAUUAAGCAUUCAGUGUUGUUUGCUUGUAGACAGGCCUUCUUUUUAGUAUUUAGGGUUAUAUCACCCAUGAUCCACACUAGUUUAAAGUGUAAAAUAGGUUAUGGCCACUCAAGUGGAUAGAUCAGGAAAAAACUUAUCCUUUGUCUUGUGAUGUUGUCACUUCUGAUAUGUAUUAAAAUAAACUCUUAAAGAUACCUAGACAAGUGAUGGAAGAGAAGAAGUAUUUAAAUCUAGAAAUUGAUAAGGUUAAGAAUGAGAUAUUCUCAGGUUUCACCAUCAUUGACAAUCUUUUGUCAUACAGGAAAAUAUAUGUCUGUUGAUAUGAUGGGAAAUGUCACUGGAAGAUCAGAUGCAAUUGGUCCUCAGGAACAGUUUGAGUGUGUCUUUGAAGAAGACAAAGUUGCUUUUGAAACAUAUAAUGGCUGCUAUUUGUCUCUCAAUGAAGAUGGGCAACUCUCUGCAAGUAAAAAAACUGUUGGAGAGAAGGAGACAUUUCAUGUUCGGACCAGUGUUCCAAAAGUGUAAGUGUUACUAUUUCAUAACCCUUUAACUCCUAAGAGCUGAUUCUUGAUUCUCCCCUCUAGCUACAACAUAUUUCCUUGUAAAUUAGUUACAAGAAUUUUAGAUGGAGAUUAACGACUUCUAGCUGAUAAGAUUGAGUAUUCUCAUUACCUGUUGCUGGAUAAUGUAUAGAUAUCAUUGGAAGAAGUUACAUACUAAUCACUUGUAGGAGUAAAAGGGUUAAGAUAUGAAAAAUAAAAAAUAAAUACAGCUUAGUCAGUUUAGUUAAUAUCCAUAAUUCGUCAUAAUCGGGGCAAAGGGGCAAGUGCUUCUAAGGUUUGAUGUAAUGCUUACCCCUCAGUUUGACCUCAUCAUGUUUAGACACUACAUUGCUACUGUAUGCCAUAUCAAAGUUUGAUGAGAGGCUGAAAAAAAGAUUGUCAGUAACUUGAAAUGAGUGACUGUGGAUUGAUGUUAAAAUAAUUUGGUAUUGCUUCUUCUUUUUCCAUAGUAAAGUGUGCACCAGCAGUUUACCUGAGGGAGAAAAAGAUCUGCGGAAUCAUGAAAUUAGUUUUGUCAAGAAAUUCCAAAGUUUUCAAGACAGGAAUUUGCGUCUAAGUGAGGAGGAGAAUAGCAGAUUGAAAAAAGCAAAAACCGAUGGUAAACUUCAUGAAGAAAUGUUAAACAGGAGAGAAAAGAUGAAAGCAGAUAGAUAUUGUAAAUAAAUUGACAAAGAUCUGAAGUGUCAAUCAUUGUCAGAGACACAUUGAUCUAGUGUUACAGUUUGGGGAAUACCUUGUAACAUGAUGCAUGGCAUUACAAAGCCUUUUGUACUCAUCUUGUGCCCCAUUGUUGGGCUGCAUCAUAACUUUUGCAACAUGCAUGUAAUACUGAACUUGUAAAAUUAAAGCUUAUAGGAGAGUUGCACUUAAGUAGUUUCAUUGAAGCAGUCAAGCAGCUUAUCAGCAGCCAGAAAUGCUUGGAAUCACUCAUCUUUCAAACUUUUUUUUUCACUUUGCUAUUUGAGGUACAAAUCUACUUGUAUAACCAGGAUUUUUGCCAAUCCUGGCCUAGAGAACUGGCAGAAAUCACUGCUUUAUGAUCUAGUGGAAUUAAGUAAAUGAUAUUUUAUGUGUAAUAGCUGUUUUUAUUGAUAAGGCUAAGAAUUGAUGUAUUAGUGGUUAUGAGUUCCAAAAUAUUCUUCUCACCACUGUCCACCAUAAGUUUAAUUUUUGGAUGUUAUUUCCAACAACUUGGUAUUGCAAUAAGAAACUUUUUCUCAAGAUCUUGCAGAAAUGCACUUGCCACAUACAUGGAUGAUAUAUUUACAAGCAUAAGUCUGGUAAGGUUUUAUUGUCUUUGCUAUUUAGAGAUUCUGGCUUUUUUUCUAGCCCAGUGGGAUAGAUGGAAUACCUGUUUGAUUGGUGACCCUGUUCCAAAAUAGACUUCUGUUACAAAAUUUGCCUCUUCAUAGUAGGAAUUAGGUGUAGUUAGUUUUAGUAUUCCACUAAUCAGAUCCUCACAAAGAAAUAAAAUAGAAAAGAGGUCUAACAAAUAACAUCAAAUUUUUUAUUGGAAUUCCAGAAAAAUAAUUUGCUCCUAAAAUAGUUUUCAGCAUUACGCACAAUACAACAAUUAAUUUCUUACAAAAUGUUUGUCUUUGUAAAAUUACUUCUAAUCUGUUUCUGCAAAGUCUGAUAUUUACCUCAUAAUUUUUGAGAAGCAACCCAUCCCUCAUCUCUCUGUUCAUUGUUAAAAUCAAUUGUAAAAAAAAAGCUAUCAACUGCCUAAUUUUACAUUUAUUAUGGUUAAGUUAUUCUUACAAUUACACUUAAUUUAUGCCAUAGGCUAAUUGCUUGUUAGAGGUCACCCCCAAGAAGUGAGGAUUUGAAAUAAAUUUUAAAUGAUGGGAAAGUUUUUCUAUGUUCUUCUUGAUUUAUAAAUUACAGGAAACCAAAGGGAACUGUUCAUUCUUGGCCAGUCAGUUGCCACAGUCUUAGCAAGGCUCCUUUGGUACACAA